Molecule: messenger RNA, 1650 nt
Organism: Talaromyces atroroseus
Lineage: Eukaryota; Fungi; Ascomycota; Eurotiomycetes; Eurotiales; Trichocomaceae
Product: ATP-dependent RNA helicase mss116, mitochondrial
Exons: 1
Coding region: 1-1650 (549 amino acids)
Cellular component (GO): mitochondrion
Molecular function (GO): nucleic acid binding; ATP binding
Source: RefSeq, a predicted model, not a curated record
AUGCAAGACCUCGCAAUCAACGAUGGCGCCCAGCCGUACGCGUCCAUGGCUGGGAAGCUGGACUCCAGACUCCUCCAAGCUCUGCGCGUGAUGGGCUUUGAGACGAUGACGCCUGUCCAACAUCGCGUUUUGACCGAACUUCCAGAUUGGCGCAGCGACUGCUUGGUGCAAGCCAAAACCGGUACUGGUAAAACCCUAGCCUUUCUGUUGCCUGCACUACAUUGCCUACUCCAAGACCCUCGUGCGCCACCAAGAGGGCAGGUCGCCAUUCUGAUCAUUGCCCCAACGCGAGAGCUCGCCCAGCAAAUCGCAAAGUCAUGUGAUCAACUCACAUCGCAACUUGCGAAGCCCCUCGAGUGCCAUAUUGCAGUUGGUGGGACUGCUCGGGCGUCUGCCCAUUCGCGAUUCAUGAAGGAGUCGCCAUCUAUUCUAGUAGCAACCCCGGGACGACUCAAAGACUACCUAUCCGAAGCUCCCACAGCCCAGAAGCUGUCCAAUAUCCGCACUUUGGUUUUGGACGAAGCGGACACGAUGCUCGAAACCGGCUUUAUGGCUGACGUGAAGCGAAUCCUCCAACUCAUCCCACCAAAGAGCACUGGCUGGCAAGGCAUGUGUUUCUCAGCCACUGUUCCGCCCAGAGUCAAGGAUGUGGUGAGUGUUGUGUUGAAGCCAGGCUAUAGUAGCAUCUCAACCGUUGACAAGAAUGAAGCACCGACGCACGAGAGAGUUCCCCAGUACUACGUGCUGAUGCCGUCUGUGGCAGACACUUUCACCACUCUUGCUUCCCUUCUGAACCACGAAAUCAAGACUAACGCUAAAAUUAUUGUCUUUGGAGUCACUGCGAACAUGGUUGCCCUCUUUGCGGCAGUCUUCUCCCAGCGAUUGACGCCUUUGAAGGUAUUUGAGAUCCAUUCAAGACUCAAUCAGGGCGCUCGCACGAGAACCACAGCCCAAUUCAAAGAGGCAGAUGCUGGCAUUCUGUUCGCCUCAGAUGUUAUUGGUCGUGGCAUCGAUAUCCCCAAUGUCGACUUGGUCAUCCAGAUCGGUUUACCAUCGAAUGGCGACCAAUACGUCCACCGUGUCGGUCGUACAGCGCGCGCUGGGAAUGACGGCCGCGCCAUCAUCGUUCUCACGGAAGCAGAGUCAUUUUUUAUGAAGAACAACCGACACUUACCAAUCAACCCGCACCCCCAGACUGACGCGAUCAAUGCCGGUCGUGCUCGAUAUACCGAUGCUGUCACCCAGGCCAUGCACGGGGUUGAUGAAUCGACAAAACAACGUGCCUACUCGUCUUUCAUCGGCUUCUUUGCUGGAUCGGGUCUCAUGAAGCCACUUCGUCUCGACAAGCCGGGCCUGGUCCAAGUUGCAAACGAGCUGGCCAUCAAGGGGAUGGCAUGCCCUGAACCACCACCAAUGGAGAAGAAAGUCAUUGGCAAAAUGGGCUUGAAGGGUGUUCCUGGAUUCAAUUACGCCAGCGGAAACGAUUCAACCGGCAACAGUUCUUACAGACCGCAUGGUCAUCCUAACGGCAAGACUCGUGAUGCGUUAAGUCCCGGCGCUGGUCAGGGAGGCCGAAGGGGCGGAGUCGAGAAGAAACGUGGAGGAGGCCGCGGAGGGCGUGGCGGUGGAGGACGUGGGGAAAGAAGAUAA